AUGCGUUACGCCAGGGACCACGAUGCCGCCAUCUGGCGCACGCUGCAGCAGCUUCUGGGGUCGCCUGGCGACGACGAGGCUGAGCGGGGCCGGGCACGCCAACUGGCCUUCCUCCCCGCACGGCUCGGCGGCCUUGGCUUGUCCAGCGCUGCGGCUGCGGCGCGCAGUUUAGAGGCUGCCGGCUGGGAGGCCCGGCCUGCUGGGCCCGCCCUUUUCGCCGCACCUGAUCUGCCGCGCGAUUCUGAGAUUAUAGAGCCAAGCGACCUGCCGCGAGGCCAACAGGAGCUCGUCUGGCCGGAGAUGGCGCUGCACGUCAACCGCAUCCAGACGCGACAGAGCAGUGCGAAGCUGGGAAUCGGGGAGGACACGGCAACAAGGCGCCUCCGGCUCGAGUUGGCGUACAAUAUGUUGUGCGAGGCUGACAAGCUGUCAGCCCACGAGGCCCAAAACGCCGCAGGUGGCCUCUUUUUGCCAGCCGCGGAGGAAGUCUCCGGGCUCACCAGGACCGGGAGGCAGUCGGCUUGCGAGCGGCGCGCCGCGAGCGCUUUGCGGCGCAUUGGGCGUCCUGGGCCGACUGGGUCCUCCGGGCACGUCUGCCGGCGCUUGGGGCGGACGCCAGAGAGCUUGGAUCCCGUGGUCACGGCCUUCCUGGAGGGGGUGGUUGGGCUGGUCCGCGGCCUGGCUGAGGCCCACGCGGAGCCGGAGGACUGCGAGGAGCCGCCCGUCCACCGGCCCCGCAGCAGGACCGCGGCCGCAGCAGAGGAUCGCCUCAGCAGCCUGGACCAGCUGCCGCUGGAGCUGCGGGCCAGAUGGCUGGCGCCUGGGUGGUCGGCCUUGUUCAAUGCUGCCUCCUCGGCUUUUGCCUUCACUGCGUCCUUGCCCGCGACGUGCCGGCAAAGUGUGGCCCAUGCUUUGCUGGCGUGCUCGGGGGAGGCCCCGGUGUACUUCACCACCGGGUUUGGCCCCCUGAGCUUGGCAUGGGGCUGGGCUUGCGUCGGGGGCGCGGCCGGGCUGCUGCUGGGCGUGGCUCUGGGCAUUUUCGCGGCCCACGGAUGGCGGCACAGGGUGCUGCAGGCCCGUUGGUUAGCGACCUUGCCUCUGGAGGAGCAGGGCUUUUGCUCCGACGCUCAGGCUGCCAUGGAGGCUGCGGCCGCCGUCUUGGAAAGCUUCCGGCUCGGCGGCGCACAGGAGGUUCGCACAAUCGCACGCGGUGCGGGGUGCUCUUCCGAAACGCUGCUUUGCCAACUCUUACGGCAAGCGCUGGCAGGGGCGGCGGCGGCACAGACGCUGGCAGGGCCGGCGCCGGCGGGUCAGCUGCUGCCCGCCCAGCCGCCGGACGUCGGAGGGGCGAGGCUGCCGUCCUGCGCCGCUGCGGAGGGUACCUUGUUGCUCGGGGCGUCAUCGCGCGACGGUGCGGCGGCCGUGAGGCGGGCUGCCGAGCUGGAGCGGCCAAGGACCCACAUGGCGUGCUCAGCGUGCCGCUUGCGUGACGUGGCGACUGGGCCACACUGCCGAGCAUGCCGGGCACUCAUCGACCUGCAGCGGCUGGUGCAGGGGCCAAGCUUGCCAGAGAGCUUGGAUCCCGUGGUCACGGCCUUCCUGGAGGGGGCGGUUGGGCUGGUCCGCGGCCUGGCUGAGGCCCACGCGGAGCCGGAGGACUACGAGGCCAAAAACCCGGGGCCCGGGGAGGCCGAUCAGUUGGUGACGCAGCGUGCGUUUGCGGCGGCCGCCCUGUCCAGGGCGGGCAUAUCAGCGAUGUUCCCGCGCUCGGGGGUGGCGCAGGGGCCGAUUGGUGGAGAGGCCGCCCCGGGCCAGCCUGGCGCCGUGACGCCGGGCUACGCGCCCGCCUCUCCCCCACGCUCCUUUAGCCCGCCCCGCCCCGCCUCUUGGUGGACACGCGGGCCUCCGUCGGGCGCUGUUUCCACUCGGGGCAAUUCCUGGUUGUACGUGCCCUUGCUCCACGCCGCCGCCGGCACCUUGGCCCGCACUGCUUUUGAGGAGUGGACGCAGCAGACAACGUGGCCGGGGUGGCUGCCCAUGGUGCAACACUUGCAGGAGGCGGCCCCAGCAGAUGUAGACGCCGUCCGUCUCGUGCUGCGGGGGCUGGGGGCGCAUCAGGCGGCCGAGCGGCUACCGGACACAACCAGUCGCGCCGUGUCCUUGCCGCUUGCGGCCAUCGCUUCUUCCCUCGUCGAAGCUGAUGGGUACUUCCACGCGGCGGUGCAAGAGACGCUGGUUGAGGCCUUUGCUGGCCAGGAGGCGGCGGCGCAGCUCCUGCGCUCCGCAGACGCCUUCCGCCUAGUCUCUGCCACGCGACCGGAACUUCACCCGAGUGUGGAGGCAACGCCGGAGUUGGAGCCAGGCGAAGGCAGCUUGCCCACACGGCGCGUGCAACAGGGUCGGCGAAGGGGUGCCAGGGGCGGCGCCCGCAACCAGGUGGAUGUGGCCGAGGCGGCAAUGCAGCGAGGACUGGACGCCUUGAACGACAUCGACCUUGCUGCUGUACUCCGCAAUGAGGAGACGCUGCAGGAGCUCCGGGACCCCGCCCGCAGAACGCCGACCAGCAAGCAGCAAACGCAGCAGCCGUGGCGGAGCGGAAAGGAUUGCGUCAAUCAAGGGCCUCCGGUGGACCCGCAGCUCUUGUCCAGAAUGGUGCACCAGGCGGCUGACACCGCGGUCUCCCGCCUCGCCUGCGUAGGCGGGCGCCUUUGUGCGCCGCUUGGCACGGGCGCGAGCGCGCGCACAGGCAGCCUCAACUGCUCCGGGCCGCCACAGCACGCGCGUUGCAUCGCGUUCGCCUGCCGUUGCACGGGCGUCGCUCUGUGGCGCUGCUGCCCACGGCGCGUGCUCUGGGGGCUGCUCUGGGGGACGUUCUUGCGGACGCGCGCUGAGGUGCAGCUUGCUGUCUACGAGCACGGCGAGCACUUUGGAGUGAGACCGGACUAUGAACACAAGUGGCCGUUCCCUGAAGAAGGUCCACUUUCAGAAAAGCAAGCGCCGCCGAUGACGUUUUCUACACUGCUGGAGAAGGCUGCAAAGUUCAUUCCAGAGGAAGUCGCCUUGGCUGCGGAAAAGCCAGUGCCGCAUGUUCUCCGUCCUGGUGAAGCACCUUCGCUGCCCUGGCAGGAAUGGACCAAGUGGACUUGGAAGAACUAUUAUGAUGAUGCCAGACGAUUGGCCAAAGCCUUCAUCAAGCUUGGAGUGGAGCAGUUUGGCAGCGUGACGAUCUUUGGGUUCAACGCGCCAGAAUGGGUUCUCAGCGCCUACGGUGCUAUGAUGUGCGGUGGCAAGUUUGUCGGAGUGUAUUCCACAGACACGGCAGAACAGGUUCACUACAAAGUGGAUCAUUCCAAUGCUGCGGUAAUGGUCGUGGACAGCCAUGCCGAGUUUGCCGCAACUGUGGCCCACAUUGAGGAGAUGAAAUGUCUCAAUGCAAUCGUGUGUUGGGGCACCUUCGAGCCCACUGUAAUCAAACGGCGGGACGGGAGCGAAUGUCGCGUCAUGUCAUUCAAGGAGUGCCUGGAACUGGGUGAUGCCCAGUCAGACGAAAUGCUGACUCAGAGGCUGCAGGCAACGAGGCCUGGUCACGCCUGCGGGAUCAUCUACACCUCCGGCACGACCGGGCAGCCAAAAGCAGUGAUGAUCCACCAUGAUUCAGUAGUGACACAGGGCACUAUUGGCUGCCUUGCUCAGACUGGAAUACUGGCAGGAUACCCUGCCAGGAUCAUAUCCUACCUUCCGCUCUCACACAUUGCAGGCAGUCUUUUCGACUUUUUGUUUCCCGUAUUCAUGGCCGGCACCAGGAAGUUGCCCAGCGCAGUGUACUUUGCACGUCCCUACGACUUGAAAGAGAUGACCCUGGCAGCUCGCCUUCAGUUUGUUCGCCCAACAGUCUUCUUGGGUGUGCCGCGCGUCUACGAGAAGAUGCAAGCUAGGAUGAUGUCAGUCGCAGCGACAAUCACAGGUGUCAAAAAGUCUUUGUCAACCUGGGCGAAGGGAAAGGGCUUGGAAUACUGCAGGAACCUGCAGGCUGGUGGCUCUGGCUCGAAGCCGUUUCUGCACACCUUGGCAGACAAGCUGGUCCUGUCCAAAGCCAGAGACGCAUUGGGCCUGGACAAAUGCAAAAGCUUUGUUGCAGGUGCUGCUCCCAUCUCCCGGGAGACUUUGGAAUACUUUGGCCAGCUCGGCAUGAUGAUCCAAAAUGUCUAUGGAAUGAGCGAGAGCGCGGGCAUCGCCACCAUGUGCUUGAAGGAUCACAACGAGUUCGGAAGCGUUGGUCAGGCACCGCCUGGAUUGGAGGUGAAGCUCUUCAAGUCGGGGCCAAACGGGGAGAAUAUUGAGGUGCCCAAGAGCAAGCCCGGACUCAAGGUUGUCCCGGAAGAGUUUCAAGGCGAGAUCUGCUUCCGUGGGCGCCACAUCAUGGCUGGCUACAUGGCCAAUCCAAGGUUUGGCGACGAGCAUGUCAAGGACAUCACCGACAAGAACUCUUCGACAAUCGACAAAGAGGGUUGGCUUCACAGCGGCGACAAGGGCUAUAUGGACACAAACGGAGUACUUCGAAUUACUGGGAGGUACAAGGAGCUCAUCAUCGGGGCAGGAGGUGAGAACAUUGCACCAGUGCCCGUGGAGGAAGCCAUCAAGAAGCUUGCCCCAGCUUUGUCCAAUGUGCAGCACUCAUUUCCGGAGCCGCCGUACAUCGAAACUUGCGAUCGAUUCGCUGCUGAUGUAGGAGAACUUCCUGGCACAGACAAGUUAUCCGGUGUUGCCUUGGAGGUGCCUUUGCACAGCCUUGUGGCCGUGGCUGAAGCAUCCACUGCGCAGGCUGCCUCUACGGCAGUUGCUUUUGGUAUCGAGGAGGAGGAUAUAGGUGCCCCCGCGGCCACAAUCAACACCACUGCAAGCGGCCAGCACCUAGUCCAGGAGCUUCUCAGCAACAAGCGGCUGACAAAGGAGGUGCGCCUGAAACCCACUCAAGGCGGCUUGAUACAGCAGGGCCGCAUCUACGACAUUUACAUGAAGGCAGCCACGGUGGGGGACACAACUCGUGUGCGCGUGGGUGAAGAUGGCGAGGUUCGCUUUGUUGUUACAGACCUCAGUGUGGAGGUUCAGUGCAGAUAUGACCUGCGAUUGACGACUAUGGAUUUUGGAGAGACCGGAAGCGUGACCGCGAGAUUGCUUGGAACCGGGAUGACCCUCCGCUUUCCACAAGAGAGCGCUGGUCCUGGCGGCUGCAAUUUUGACAAAGGCCUUGACCUCCUCAUCAUUGACGCUACCAGUGAUCGUUCUGCGAUCAACGCAGCCAUCGACAAGAUUUUGAGACAAAAUCUCAUGGGCAUUCGGUCAGAGAUUGUGCAAGAUAUGGAGGAUGGUUUGUGCCGUGCUCUUCUGGAGCCUGAUUCAGUGGCCAUGGUUGGGAGCAGUGCAGAGAUGCCCAUGGCUCCGCCAGAGUCAAUGUGGCCGCUGGUGAUUGGUGGUGUGCUGGCAUUGAUGGUGCUCAUGGGCGCUUGUUUCUUUUUGGGACGCUACUCGGCACACGCCGACUGCUGCUCGCGCCAUCGAUACAGGAAAAGAGCUGUGGGGUUGCAUGAGGAUGAGGAUUCCAGCUCAGAGGAAUCUUCAUGCGCCCAUGGCAGCAGACGUGCUAGCAGAGAAAUUGCACUCCAUCCGGCGGAGAUAGGCCACUGUGCAUCGAUCGCUUCAGCCAAGCUUCCAUUGGCCAAUCAGGGUGGCGUGCAAUAUGCGCCACUGGUUUCGCAGCACUCGCGAGCUACUAUUCUGGGUCCGAUGCCUAUGCAUGCAGGACCCGCCAUCCUAAGCGCACAACCUUUUCCGCGUGUGGCUGUCCCUCCAAUAUAG
Messenger RNA from Effrenium voratum, 5856 nucleotides. Lineage: Eukaryota; Dinophyceae; Suessiales; Symbiodiniaceae. The record is from the annotation of a GenBank genome assembly.